AUGGGGCCUGGGGUGGGGGACUGGGGCCGCCUGCUGCUGACUGUGACUGCUGUCCUGACACUGCCCAUGAGGCCCCCAGGCUCCUGGGGGGCACAGAUCAUUGGGGGCCACGAGGUGACCCCCCACUCCCGGCCCUAUAUGGCAUCCGUGAAGUUCCAGGGCCAGCACAACUGCGGAGGCUUCCUGCUGAGGGCCCGCUGGGUCGUGUCGGCUGCCCACUGCUUCAUCGGCCGAGACCCCGGGACAGGCCUGGUAGUGCUGGGAGCCCAUGCCUUGCGCACUGUGGAGGCCACACAACAGGUGUUCAGCAUCUCCGCUGUCAUCACACACCCAGACUACCAGCCCACCACGCACACCAGUGACAUCUGUCUGCUGCAGCUGAACAGCUCUGCCACCCUGGGUCCUGCCGUGGGACUACUGGGGCUGCCGCGGAGGGGUGCCAGGCCUCCCCGGGCUGGGAUGCGCUGCAAGGUGGCUGGCUGGGGCUCCGUGUCUGACUUCGAGGAACUGCCCCCCGGGCUGAUGGAAGCCGAGGUCCGUGUGCUGGAGCUGGACGCCUGCAACAGGUCCUGGAAGGGGCAGCUGAGCCCUGCCAUGCUCUGCACCCGCAGUGGGGACCGCCGGCGACGUGGCUUCUGCUCGGCGGACUCUGGAGGACCCCUGGUAUGCAGAAAUCGGGCCUAUGGCCUCGUCUCCUUCUCUGGCCUCUGGUGUGGGGAUCCCAAGACACCCGAUGUGUACACACAGGUGUCCGCCUUCGUGACUUGGAUCUGGGACGUGAUUUGGCAUGGCCAGCGUGGCUCCCAGCCCAGGACCACUGGGGGCCGGCAGGCGUUGUCUGAACCACAGCAGCACCGGGUACACCACUGA
Budorcas taxicolor (takin) is the source of this 870-nucleotide messenger RNA. It is a transcript of the gene PRSS57, whose product is annotated as serine protease 57. Gene Ontology annotation, molecular function: serine-type endopeptidase activity. Gene Ontology annotation, biological process: proteolysis. The transcript has 5 exons. The coding region runs from base 1 to 870 and encodes 289 amino acids. Lineage: Eukaryota; Metazoa; Chordata; Mammalia; Artiodactyla; Bovidae. The record is from RefSeq and is a predicted model, not a curated record.